AUGGCUUCUAUAUUUCAGAUAUUAAGGAAGUUUGCAAAAUUUAUAGGACCUGGUAUUAUGGUCAGUGUCGCUUAUAUGGAUCCUGGUAACUAUUCAACUAGUGUAUCAGGUGGUGCACAAUUUAAAUAUCAAUUAUUGUUUGCUGUAUUUAUUUCAAACAUUUUUGCAGUUUUACUACAGUGUCUCUGUGUUAAAUUAGGUACGAUUACAGGGUAUGAUUUAGCGGAAAACUGUCGUCGUCAUUUACCAAGAUGGUUAAAUUUAACCCUAUACUUCUUUGCUGAAAUCGCUAUUAUUGCUACAGAUUUAGCUGAAGUUGUUGGUACAGCCAUUGCUUUACAGAUUUUAUUUGGUAUUCCUUUAACGUAUGGUGUGAUAUUAACUGUAUUAGAUGUCCUGAUAAUUUUAAUCUUUUAUACACCUGAGGAUUCAGAUUUGAAAAAAGUACGUGCUUUUGAAAUUUUCGUUAGUGUAUUGGUAUCUUUAACUUGUUUAUGUUUCCUAUUAGAAAUGUUUAAGAUCAGUGUACCUGAUAAGAAAGAACUAUUUAAGGGGUUCAUGCCUUCAAAUGUGAUAUUUAAGAAUCAACAGGCUCUAUAUAUAUCGCUAGGUAUCUUGGGUGCCACUGUGAUGCCUCAUUCUUUGUAUUUAGGUUCUUCCAUUGUAAAACCAAGAUUAAAUCAUUAUGAUAAAAAGAAGUACGGUAAAGUUAGCGAAAGACCAAGCCUGAGUGCCAUUAAUUAUUCUUUACAUUUUUCUUACGCAGAAUUAAUUAUUUCCUUAUUUUUAAUCGCCACAUUUGUUAAUUCGGCAAUCUUAAUUGUUGCAGGUGCAAGUUUGGCUGGUAAACCAGAAGCAGCCGAUGCAGAUUUACUCUCCAUUUAUGAACUUUUGGUACAUUACAUUUCUCCAGCUGCAGGUUUAAUUUUCGCUUUGGCUAUGUUAUUCUCAGGUCAAUCUGCAGGUAUCAUUUGUACUAUGGCAGGUCAAAUUGUUUCAGAAGGUUUUAUUCAAUGGACUCUGCCACCAUGGGCUACUAGAUUGUGUACAAGAUUAAUCGCCAUUAUUCCAUGUUUGUUUGUUACUUUAACCAUGGGUGAACGUGGUAUCUCUGAUAUUCUAAACUUAUCCCAAGUUGUUCUAUCUUUGAUUCUACCUGUGGUCUCAGCACCUUUGAUCUAUUUUACUGCUAAUAGAAAAAUUAUGACUGUUUACGAUGAACAUCACGAACUUGAUCACAUUGAUGACCAUGAUAAUAUUGAUGAAAAUACAUCUUUGGUUCGUCACAAUACUGGUAUGAAAACAGUAGAUUUCACUAAUAGCAAUCUAUUAACAUAUUCUGCUAUUUUAGUAUGGGCUACCAUUGGUGGUUUGAACUGUUACUUAGUUGGAUCCUUCUUAAUGGGUAGUGAUGUCCAUUUCUAA
Messenger RNA from Maudiozyma saulgeensis, 1425 nucleotides. The record is from the annotation of a GenBank genome assembly. NCBI's taxonomy places the organism in Eukaryota, Fungi, Ascomycota, Saccharomycetes, Saccharomycetales, Saccharomycetaceae.